Molecule: messenger RNA, 906 nt
Organism: Hemiscyllium ocellatum (epaulette shark)
Lineage: Eukaryota; Metazoa; Chordata; Chondrichthyes; Orectolobiformes; Hemiscylliidae
Product: homeobox protein otx5-like
Exons: 4
Coding region: 1-906 (301 amino acids)
Biological process (GO): multicellular organism development; regulation of transcription by RNA polymerase II
Cellular component (GO): nucleus
Molecular function (GO): RNA polymerase II cis-regulatory region sequence-specific DNA binding; DNA-binding transcription factor activity, RNA polymerase II-specific
Source: RefSeq, a predicted model, not a curated record
AUGAUGUCCUAUAUGAAGCAACCCCACUAUGCAGUUAACGGACUGACACUCACUGCCCCUGGUAUGGAUCUCUUACACUCCGCAGUUGGCUAUCAAAGGCCAGGACCUCCCAUGAGCUGCCCCGCAGCCACUCCGAGGAAACAGCGCAGGGAGAGAACCACCUUCACGAGAGCACAGCUCGAUAUUUUAGAAGCUCUGUUUGCCAAGACCCGCUACCCUGACAUCUUCAUGCGGGAAGAGGUAGCUCUGAAGAUCAAUCUGCCCGAAUCCAGGGUUCAGGUUUGGUUUAAGAACCGUCGGGCGAAAUGCCGGCAGCAACAGCAGCAGAGCAGCGGCCAGGCGAAAACACGGCCGGCUAAAAAGAAGACCUCUCCCAGCCGGGAUGCCAGCUCUGAGACCAACGCCAACGGCCACUACAGUCCGAACCCGCCAGGGACGGUGGGCACUGCCAGCUCUAUCUCCAACGCCAGCGUCUCCAUCUGGAGCCCGGCCUCGAUUUCUCCCAUCCCGGAUCCGCUCUCUUCCUCCUCCACCACCUCCUGCAUGCAGCGCUCCGCUGCCUACCCCAUGACCUACAGCCAGGCCCAGGGAUACAACCAGAGCUACGCUGGCUCCUCGCCGUACUUCAGUGGCUUGGACUGCGGACCCUACCUGUCCCCCAUGCACCCCCAGCUGUCCGCCCCGGGGUCUGCCCUCAGUCCCCUGGGCACCCCGGCCAUGGGAGGACCCCUGAGCCAAUCCCCGGCCUCCCUCUCAGCUCAGGGCUACGGCACGGCCAGCCUGGGCUUCAACACCGUCGAGUGCCUGGAUUACAAGGACCAGACCUCCUCCUGGAAGCUGAACUUCGGCGCCAGUGACUGCUUGGAUUACAAGGACCAGACCUCCUGGAAGUUCCAGGUCUUGUAG